Messenger RNA from Cuculus canorus (common cuckoo), 10480 nucleotides. RefSeq names its product cornichon family AMPA receptor auxiliary protein 3 (gene CNIH3). Gene Ontology annotation, biological process: regulation of AMPA receptor activity; vesicle-mediated transport. Lineage: Eukaryota; Metazoa; Chordata; Aves; Cuculiformes; Cuculidae. The coding region runs from base 1740 to 2534 and encodes 264 amino acids. The transcript has 7 exons. Gene Ontology annotation, cellular component: dendrite; synapse. The record is from RefSeq and is a predicted model, not a curated record.
UGUGUAUCUGGGAGAUGGCGAGGGUCCUGUGCCCGGAAGGGUGGCGGAGGUCCCGUGCGUGCCCAUGCAGGGAUGACAGGGGUCCCGUGUGUGUGUCUGGGGGGGGUGACGGGGAUCUUGUCCUGUUCCGUGCCCGGGGGUCCCCUGUGGGGGUAGCAGGGAGCCUGUGUGUGUGCCCAGAGAGAGAUGGCCAAAGUCUCGUGCCCGUGGUGGCCGGGGUCCCGUACGUGUCCGUGGGUGGAUGACGUGGGUCCCCUGUGUCUGCUCAGGGUGUGGGGUGUCUCGUAUGUGCGCCUGGGAGGGUGGCGGGAGUCCCAUGCAUGUCCGUGCCCGGUGGGAUAGUGGGGAUCCUAUGCGUACACCCAGGAGGGUGACAGGGUUCCCGUGCCCGUGGGGAUGACAAGGGUCCUGUACGUGGCCGUGGGGGGUGGUGGGGGUCCGGUGCUUGUGCCCAGGAGGGUGGUGGGACCCAUGUGCAUGUGCAAAGGGGAUUGUGGGAGUCCUGUAUGUGUGUGCCCUGGGGAGAUGGCGAGGGUCCCUUGCCUGGAGGGAUGGUGGGGAUCCCAUGCCUACAGGAUGGCAGGGGUGCCGUGUGUGUGACUAAAAAAUGGCAGGGGUCUUGCGUGUGCACCCAGGGGAUGGUGGGGUCCGGUAUGUGUGCCCAGGAGGGUGGCAAGGCUUGCGUGCAUAUGUUGGGGGAGUGGCAGGGGUCCUAUGCCUGGGGGGGUUCCAGGGGUUCCGUGCAUGUGUCGGGGGGAUGCUGUGGUUCCAGUGCAUGUGCCUAGGGGAUGGCGGGUGUCCCAUGUGUGUGCGUGGGGGGAUGGUGGAGUCUUGUGCCGGUGCUGCGGGGGAUGGCAGGUGGUCCGUGCCAUGCCCAGGGGGGUGAUGGGGGUCCUGCGCAUGUGUCUGGGGGCAGGGGGAGCAUCUGGUCCCCAAGGGGAUGGCUGGGGUCCUAUGUGUGUGCCUGGGUGGCAGGGAUGUGUGAAGGAUGGUAAUUCCCUGAAGUGACCUGUUUUCAUUUAAAAAAAAAAAAAAAAAAAAAAGUAUAAAUGCUCAAUGAGGUUGCAUCCUGUCCUUGCCCAGGCUGGUUACUGGAAAGGCUCAGGCCUGCUGCUGGUCUUGUCUUUUGUAGUUUCUGUGUGCCUUGGCACAGAAGUGAGGCAAAAAGGCUGUUUUUGCCAUAGAUCUUCCAGGAGUGUUGAGAGAUGGGGCACAUUUGUCAGGACAGGCUACCAGAAGACGCUGGGCAUUUUUAGGGUCCCAGUCUCUGCUCUGAGGUGUCUCUAUCCUGUUCCCUCCUGUACAGUGGAGAGGAGACUGAAAUCCUCAGCCAAGUCUCUGGUCAAAAUUAGUGUGAUGAGUGAAAUCUCAGUCAUUAAAAAUAGUGUCUUGAAAUAAUAUGUUGCAUGUUAUUUGGUUUAGAGCUUGGAAUUUUCAUUUUUUUUAUAUCCUCAAGCCUUUCUCCAAAACCCAAAGGAAAAGGACAAAACUUUUCUUAAUGAAAGCUGAGAUUAACAUCCUGUCUUCUUAUAUUCAGAAGCUGAGGUUUUAGAAGUACAGAGUGUUACUGACUUUACGUUAAAAUGGAUCAAUAGUCUGUUCUUUCAAGUGGACAGUAAUUCGUUCUUUCAAGUACAACUCAACAGUAGUUUGUUCUUUCAUCUACAGCUUUGAAGAAGUCCGACUGAGGGAAACCACUGGCCAAGACCACUGGAGAAGUCUGUGAAGAAUGAAAAUCCAUGAAAGAAAUGAAAGCAAGAAGGAAUUGGCCUAAACAGCUCCCUGCGCCCUCUCACGAUACGACCGCAGCCAGACCCCCUCGGCGGCAGUCGGUGCCAGGGACCCUCCCGCCGCGGAGCCCCCCCGCCCCGGCGCGCGGCACCGCCCCUCUGGCGCGGGGAGGGGGCGGCGGGGCUGCGCGGCGCGGGGAGCCCGGGGCUCGGCGGAGCCGCGAAGGCGUCCCGGCGCUGCCCGUGGGUGCUGCCGUCCUCCCCGCCGGGGUGUCAGGGGUCGCCGUUCUUCCCCGGGCGGCGCGGGGGGCUGUCCCCGCCAUGGCUUUCACCUUCGCUGCCUUCUGCUACAUGCUGUCGCUGGUCCUCUGCGCCGCCCUCAUCUUCUUCGCCAUCUGGCAUAUAAUUGCCUUUGAUGAACUUCGGACGGACUUCAAAAGCCCAAUAGAUCAGUGCAACCCAGCCCAUGCAAGAGAGCGGCUGAGAAAUAUUGAACGUAUUUGCUUCCUCCUGCGAAAGCUGGUGUUGCCAGAGUACUCUAUCCAUAGUCUUUUCUGCAUAAUGUUUUUGUGCGCUCAAGAGUGGCUCACACUGGGGUUAAAUGUUCCUUUGCUUUUUUAUCACUUCUGGAGAUAUUUUCGUUGCCCAGCAGAUAGUUCAGAGCUAGCAUAUGAUCCACCUGCAGUCAUGAAUGCAGAUACCUUGAGUUACUGUCAAAAAGAGGCCUGGUGUAAGCUAGCUUUCUAUCUCCUUUCCUUCUUCUACUAUCUGUACUGCAUGAUCUACACUUUGGUGAGCUCUUAACUGAAAGAUCAUCACAAAAGACUAAAAACAACAAAAGCGGGAGGUGCAAGAUGGGUGAACCGAGUGAUGCAUGAUUAAAAAAAAAAUGCAAAGAGAAGAAAACUUUGAACCCAAGAAGUAAAUAGUGUACAUGAAAGAGAGACCAGGCAAGAAUACCAUGGAAGAGUGGCUGAGUUAACUGUAUUUAUCUCCUAUUUCUCAGUGUAUGUUAGUAAAUGACUUUCAAAACCUAAACAGAGCAAAAAAAUGCAACAAGGUGGGCCAAGUUACAGAACUAGUGACUUCUUCGGGGGUGAUCUGCAUGGUUAAGCAAGUUCAUUUUAAACUGUAGCCCCUGCUGUCUUCCAGGGAGCAAAGUUUUUUUUUCCUUAAUGGCAGUUCUGGACUGAGGAAGCAGAAGGCAAGACCAUCUUACGUGGAAAGAACAGCUAUACGACACAUUCUGACAGUGAGCAUCGACUGGAGUUCAGACAAGAUGUGUGACUUCUGCAGGGAUAUUCACCUAGGCACUAAUCAAAGUGGAAUGUUGGAUCUCGUGUAUUGCUUCAGUGGUUUUUUUUCCACCUAUAACAAUAAUAACAAAAGAAUUAGCAGUUGCUAUUUUCUAAUUAUAUGCUAUUCCCAUAGGUGAACAUACAGUAUCUUCCUGUACUUCAUUUAUCAUGCAUCAGCAACGUAGUAAUAUGUAUAAAUACCUUGGGCUUGACCUAAUUGUUCCAAGAAAUUAUCAGAACAAUGUUCCUUUGACUGCAAAAGAAAAGUAAAAGCCGCCUAUAUUAAGGAUAAUUGUAAUAUAGGUAUUAUAUUCAUCACAAUGCUGGAUAACAAUAUACUCAACCAGCUAAUCGUGGUCGGUAAUUCUGUUUUGCAGCUUUAUUUCUGCUGUCAAAUUUGAGCUGAAAUUAAUGCACAAAAUGUUUUUGUUUUAUAUGAGGUUUGGAUUGAAAGAUGUUCAUUUUUUUGUAAUUUAAAAGUUUCUAGGUUUUAUCAUAUAAUUCACAUUUAAAUGCACAUAUAUGUAUAUAUGUAUAUAGCUGUAUAUCUUUAUACAUAUGUAUGUAUAUACAAAUACACAUUUACAUAAAUGCUCACAAUAUGUUUAUAUUUUAGGUUAAUUUGUUUGACAGGUCAAAGGCAUCAAGCGUCCAGAACUGCUGUUAAAUAUAUUUCAGCCCUGAACCUAGUGGACCAGUGCUGACUCCCUCGAAGUUACUAAGGUAUUUCAGUGCAGCCACUGGUAGUAGACAUGCCUAUAAGAUCAAGACUAACACCAGUCCAUGCACAUAUAUGACUUGUGUCUUGUAUUGUGAAUGAGCUAGCAGGAUAUGUUUCUACCGGAGAUGCUGCAGAGAACAGUCCAGUGAGGCCCAUCUGUACUCCAGCUUGUUUACGACUGGUCUUGUUAGCUUGUUGACACUGCUAAACUUGGUCUGGCUAUUAAGAGCCAAUAGAUUGUUCCUGUACCACAUUCUGAGGACUUCUUAGUCUGGGCACAGGAUUCCAUCGGGACAUGCAGUCUCUCAUUCAGCGCUGCCUCUGUGCUAACAUACCCUGUUUCAGAGCAUGGUGUAGAAGCAAUGGCUGAAUGGAGUCUUGUCAUGUCUGGCAAGGUCCGAACUGAGCUGGAGUUACUGCAUAUGUACAGCGCCAAGGCUCUUCCUGGUUUGUUCUGGCUAUGUUAACACAAUUAAAUUCUGUUAGCCUGCAAAGCACAGUUGCUGCACGUAAACUUUCUACUCCUGGACCGUGCCAACUCCUAGAUCAUGCCUGGGCAUUGCUUGGAAGAGUGCUAGCUGGCCUGCACAAAAAUUAUACCAAGAGUCAUUCUAACAAUACUUAGGUGAUUAAGUUGUCAUUCUUGAAUUAAAAACUACAGACAUAACCAGCAGAUCUUACGGGAUGUAGUUUAGCUUCUUAAAACAUAGAAUUCCCAGCUCUGGAAGCUCACAAGGUCUGCCAAGUUGGGUUACUUGUGGAGCUAAUCUGGGCUUUGGUGGUUCAUUAGGUUGGAUUGCAUACACUACAGAAGUGGCUAAACUGAACUUGAAAUCACAUUGACGGUGUAAUUCGCUUGGAGUGUGCUUGAGCUAAGAAACUUUGCUGCAUCAUUACAGAGCUAACUUAUAAAGCUCUGCUGCCAUGGUAUAAUUAAUUCAUGGUAUAAAGCAUAAAAUGCUGAUGGUUGUCUAUAAUGGAAUUCCUUCUCUACGUCUAGCUAUAGCAUGUAGUCCUACAGAAGUAUAGGAACUAGAUUCACAAGAACAAAUUACAGGAAUUGCUAUCUUGCUACCUCAUAAAACUCUCAACUAUGAGCAGGUGACUGAAUCUUUCCAUGCAUCUCCCAGGACGCGUAGGAAGUAGAAAGAAAUUAAUUCAAGUUUCCUAUAUUCCAGAUACGUGUUUUCAAGUCAGUUUCAUUGGAAGGACUGUAUUUUUUUGUGAGGUUGAAUGGGUCAAACUAUGAUCAUGUUUUCCCUGAAAACACACAGUUUUUAAGUCCUGAGAUUUAGGCAUGAGCUAGACUAUCAGCAGGUCGAUUUCUUGCUGAUGGGACUGAGUAGGAGCUCUGUGAGUUUAUGUAACUGACACUGGCAUCUAAUUCUUGGCUUUGCACAAGAGGCGCUUGACGACGUAGGUCUUCUGAAUGUGAAAGUUUCAGGUGACUUCAAAGACAUAAUGGUUGAAUGGACAUGCAAGGUAACUUAAAACUCUAUUUCAGGCAACUUCAUCAAUAUACUUAUCAAACUCUACUUGAAAGCAGAACAAUUUUUUGAUCCCACUGUGCUAUGAGUAUCUUGCUGCUCUGAUACUACAAAGUUUCUCUGCAUUUUGAGAAUAAAUUUAUUCUUGGGUAAUUUAUUCCACUUGCUUUUGAGCCAGCAUUAGCCAAAAUACACCCUCUCUCCUGGUUCUUCAGACCUGAUACAUACAGAGAGCAGUCAGCUCUUUUCAGCCUCCACUCUGUUAGAAGUGAACCAUCUUUUUCUUCAUCCUCCCAUUGAAAAGCUUUCCAUUUUCUGUGUCUUCUUUAAAGGAUUUUUCUGUUGCCUUGCCAGUCAAACUAAACUUUCUUGAGAGUGUAUGAUGAUAGCUGUUCCGGAGUACUCAGGAGACUGUCUUACCCUAACUAGUCCUUGCUGUGAAUGGGCAAUGAAAGACAAUAUUCUUCGUUCUUUCCCAUGAUACUUAUUAAAAAAAAAAAAUAAUCCUACUGCUCUCAACAGCAUUUUGUUUCUCUUCAAGAAAAAUCUUAAAGUCCAUGGAAAAAAUGUGUAAUAUGAGGAUACCUUCCCUUUUAUUGAAUUCAGUUAUGCUUCUCCUGAGCAGGAAUAAUUUAUGAAAGUGCUCAAAGCAUUAAUUGAUGCAAGUUUUUAAUUUAAAGCAGGUAUCUCCAACCCAGACCUCAGGAGUAGUGAGACUUUGUAAGGUGUCUGGCAGUGUCAAGAAGUUGCUAAUGCUGUGGAUGUCACAGACAACAGAGUAAGAUACAUCCCUCAGCAUGUUCCUUGUUUUGUUUUGUUAUCCAGGUGGUUUGUAGUAUCUUGCUGGGUUACUCAAACAGACUACCACCAAUUUACUGCAGUCCAGUGCUAAACCAUUUUGCAAUGGUGCUGCUGUAGUGGUAGGUAGACUUCAGUAGCAUAUGCAUACUGGUAUUCAAAUUAGUAAUUUUCUUACAAUUGCAGAAUUAUCUCUCUGGAUUUGUCAAAGGGUACAAAAAAAAACCCCAAAUAUUUUUCUGAAGUCUAGUAGCUCUCUUAUGUAACUAGAUUAUAAUGAUUACUGUACAAGUCCAGAAAUUUACCCUGGAUUCUUCUAUGUUACAGCUGUGUGCUCUGGUCCCUGAACAGUUGUACUCAUAUAUAGUGGAUGUCCUCAAGACCAGAUUUGUAAUUUUCUCUGUUAGACUUGGCAGCCCUAUUAUAAAAGAACUACAAAUAGAGGAAAGAAGAAUGAGGGAUACAAUGUACCUGUUGUGCUCUUAAUCCCUGGCCACCUACCUGGCUAAACACAAGUUAAGCAUACUUUGAACAAAGCAGUGGAAGUGAAGAACCGCGUAGCUAUCCAUGGAGAACAGAAAAAAUGCUGUGCUGUUUGGUCAUGAGCUAGUCUCUUCUCCACGUCACAUUUUAAGGGAGAAAUAAUCUAUAGUAUUCCUUUUGUCUCCAGUUUCUCCUAGUUGGGUGGUGAAGGCUUGAAUUUUCCUCCCCAAGCCUACUGCCUUCCUGUCUCUUUUCCUGGAAAGAUGGAUGUCAUUACUUAGGAGCAGCAGUUUUCCUCUUUCACGUUCUCUAGUUAUACAGAUAAAUCCCAUAGAGUCAUAAAAAACCAUGUCAUCUCCCUUUGUGCCUUUGAACAGGUCUGCAAUAAGCACAUGCUUAAAUGAGUAUUUGUUUUUCUCAUUUGCACCAUCUAUAAAGUGAGAAUGGUGGUACCUAGCUUGUGAGAUCGUUCCAUACAUAUGAUAAGCCCUUUUUUUUUUUUUUAAAUUUUUUUUUCCAUACCUGUUGAAUCUGCUUAAAGGAAAAAGGCAGGAAGUGGAAAAAAAUUGGGAGAGGAUGAGACCUGAAUGAACUGCUUACCAGUGGGGUAGCUGCACAGCAUGCUGACCUGUAGUUGGCUGUUCCUGAAAAUGAUGAAAAGGCAGUUGCAUCGUCAAGGUGUUGCUCUGGUUUUGCCUGUCCUAUUUAUAGUCAAGUAAUUGCAGCAAUUCUGAAUAAAAUUGUCACUGCUAUGACUUUUUCAGUUUCAAAUACAGCAAAUCAAUGCUGAUAGCAGAAUGCUUCGCCUACAAAUAAUUAACUGCACUUAAGCUGUCAGAAAUGUUUUUCCAUCUGUUUCCUUGGGCUUCUCUUCUUUUUGCACUAAGUCACUGACAUUGGAAGAAAAAAUUCUUAAACUUACACUUCCUUACAGAAAUUAUACUGAAGUAGUGAUCAUCUGGCACUGCUGUUAGGGUCAUAAUUUGUUGUACAUUAAUAUGGGCAUCUAUUGUUUUUCCUUUCUCCAUUCUAUCUCUGCAUAGAUAUUUUUGUAAAAACAAAAUAAUUCACAGGGCAUGAUCCAAAAUCCUUGAAUUUACUGAGGAUUUGCUGUUGUUUCCAAUAGACUUCACUUAGUGUGCCUUACUCUAGAGCUGCAUGGGAAAUCGUUUCACAUUGGAAGGUCCCUAGAAUUUUGCCAGUAAGGAUCCUGUCCUUUAGAUCUUGGUAUCGCAUCCAUUUAACUGAAUUACGUUAAUGAAAGAGGAACAUGUAUUUCAGAGGGAUAAGUGUACCGUUUCAAUGCUCAUACCAAACUCUCACAGAAAGUUAUAUCAACCUUGUAAAAAUCUGGCUUCGUGGAAUUUAAUGGAAAUCUUACCUCUUAUUUCAUGUAAGCCCAGAUUAGCAUUGUACAAUUUCCAUCAAGAGGUCAGUGGAUAUUAAAAAUAGAAAAAACCUCAAACCCAAUAGGUUUAGUUAAUAAAAAACGUUGUAGGAUGUUAGGUAAAGCUUGUCUUGCUGCAAAUAGAACAGGAGAUCAAAAGGUUGAAAUAAAGCAGGAGCAAGAAAUUAAGAAGUAAUAAAUAUUAGCCUGCUAUCCAUGCUGCACUGAACUUUGCAUUGGUGAUCUCGGUUUUCAGUCCUGCUCUGGUAUGGUUUUUCAUCAUCCAUUACUCAUGUACACAUUGUUCUGAUUUAUUUUUGUUCUGUACAGUAAUGCAGUUGUAGGUGGGAAGGAGGGAAAAUACUGUUCUAAACUACAGCUUUCCUGUUUUUAUCUCCCAGAUAACCUAUGAAGUUGCUGUAACAAAUUCUAAUGAUGUAUUUCAGUGGUGCACCUCAACCUAAGAAUGAAGCCAUUUGCUGCACAUAAUAUUCUGCUGCAAUUUAAUAAAUUUUAGUUCUUGGAAUAUCUUUAAGUGCUUAUACAAUUAAAGUAGUCAUUUUCUUACUUUUAAAUUGCUGGCCCACUUCUCAUGUAAGAGAAGAUGUACUGUUGUGGCCCAAUUACGUGACUUUCUGGGUAGUCAAACUCUCAGUAAAACUCUCAAUGAAGAAUUAAAAAGCUAAUAUCUUUUAUUUAGUCCAAAGCUUGAAUAAAUGUUGCUCCUUUUUUUUCCUGUGAACUGUCCCUAAUAUCAGCAGGCUCCUGACAGAUCUGAAGAAAUCUAACUAACCUUCUGUUAUGAUAGUUCCAGUCGUGUAAAACAGAUUCGCAACCAGUGAGCGUAAGCAUGAAACACUUACUGGAAAGCAUAACUCCUACAAACCACACCAAGAUUUAUGGCAAUGUCUUCAGUAGCAGAGAUCCAGUCUAAUGGAAUAGCUCACAUUGUGCAUAGUAACAGAGUAAUUAUAGAGUAAUGUGGAGUACCACACAAAUAGUAGUACCAGUAAUAUAUAUUACAAGUCAUAGUACAAGCAAACCAGAAUUUCUACUCUACCAAUAAUACAUUUUUUUGUAAUACAAUGUUUUGCUUUGUGUAAAAAACAAUAUAAAUUACAAGACAGAAGAUGAUCAGGCUGCAGCAGCUAACAGGAGUGCAAAGUUUGACCAUAGCUGUGUCUAAAAAUUUCAAAUCUGUUGCUGACAGAUUUAUUGACAGCUCAAAGUUACUGGACGUGCAGGUUGUAGUGUUAAUAGUAGCUUUAGAAAUACAUAAAUUCAUUUAUUUUGGAAUAAGAAUCCCUGUUUCUUUCUAAAAUAUAUUUAACACAUUUUAGACAUUGCCUGACUCUCAAUAUAUAGCAAAUUUAAAUGUAUUACAAAAAUCUCAAAUUACAUGCAAAUGCAAACAUGAAAUAUAGCAAAUUUCUGGAAAGCCUUGUUAUUCAAGGGUAAUUUCUAGGUUUGAUGUCAUUUAUUGUGGGUCUCUGGACUAUUGAAGCCCACUUAAAUGCUACCAUUAUCGACAACAACUGUUCUGCAAGAAUAUGGGCAAAUACAAGCUUGGUUCUGUCUUCCUAGCUGCCCAGAAAUAUCAUGUCAUGUAGCCUUAUUCACUACAGAGCAGGCAACAUCCACUUUGUCACUUUGAAUCACUUGCCCUUUCAGAAGAUAACGAUAUCCCAGUACAAAAUUCUUCUUGAGCUUCAGCUUUUAUUGUUUUGGUGUGGGGCUUUUUUGUCUGCAAGGAAGAUUUAUUUCCUGUGCCUAAUGACCAACAUCACUAUGUUGGUUUUGGAAGCCUUCCUCCCACCCACCCAUUUGUUGGGUGCAUUUUAGUACAUAGCGAAGUGUACUAAAUCCACAUUUUUGACGUGCACUAUUUUCGAAGUUCCUGCUCUUUCAGUGCUCAGUAGUCAUCCAGACAUAAAGAGGUGUAUAAAUUAAUUAUAAAAUUGUAUCAAAUAAGCAGUGGAGGGAGGAGGGCGCUUAUCUAUCUUUUCUUAUAACAUAAAAAAAAAAUGGGAGCACUGAAAGAAAAUUGGGAGGCAAAGAUGUGAAACAUUUGAAGAACUAUACAAGAUCCGACACAAAACAAACCUCAACUAAAGCUGUAGCUCAGGAACCAAGAGUGGGAAGGGAGAGAAAAGGAGAUGUUUAUAGAAUACAUUCUAACCUGUCACAGUGAGACAAAGCUCAACUCAAUUGCUUCGCUCAGUAUGAGUGGGCAUGUGUUCAAAUAUAGACAUUUUCUUACCCUUGGUCAGAAAAUGUCAGUGUGCAAGAGUGAACAGUCAGUUAACAGCAAAGCAAUGUGCCAACCCACAACACUUUGUGAAGCAUUUUUUAGCUAAUAACUGCCUUUUCCCAAAGAUCAAGUCAGUGCUUAAAGGAAGCCAUUUUUUGUUGGCAGAAGAUGUGAAAGCAAAAGCGAUGGAGAUUGCAUUUUAGGAAAUGUUCUGCAGAAUUGCUUUGAACGCUGGCAGCAUCAUAAGCAGUUGUGUGUUUGCUCAGAUGGGAACCAUUUUGUAGGUGAUCAUGGUUGAUUUUCUUAAUUUAUUAAAUAAAAAGAG